Messenger RNA from Rodentolepis nana, 333 nucleotides. Lineage: Eukaryota; Metazoa; Platyhelminthes; Cestoda; Cyclophyllidea; Hymenolepididae. The record is from the annotation of a GenBank genome assembly.
ACAACCGAGAUCAAAAACGUCUUUGUAACUGUCAAGGUAAUUGAUGUCAAUGAUGAACGCCCGGUGUUUGUUCCAUUUUGGGCAGGUUACCCUGAUUCAAUAGCGAAAGCAGUUCUUAGUGAAGAAUCUAAAACACCUCCGGGAACACGUGUUUUUCAAGUCCAAGCAAUGGAUGCGGAUGCUAAGGCUCUUCUAGAAUUUAGAUGGACUCCCGGUUUGGAUACGUCUGUUACGAAAAGGUUCUCCAUUUCUCCAACUUCUGUAAGAAUUCUUUUUCACUGUUCACUCAUUUUGUAUUUUAUUGUAUUAUUAUUGCAUGAAUUUUCAUUUUGA